AAGGUGAAGAUCUGUUUACAAAAUACGAAUUUAGGUUAAUUUUUAAAGUUUUGAAUAUAAAAUCAAAAUGUUCAAGAGAAUUAAAUAUAACUCAUGUUAUUUCAUGUACACAAAAUACUCUACACGAGUAGAAAUAGACGCAAGCCUACGUGACAGUUUCGAGUCGCAAGAAUAUAAACCGAGGAGGCAUCCUGGCAGAACCACAGUAAAGACAGCCACAAUCCCUGAACAGAUUCAAAACGCUAUAAAGAUAAUACUACACGACACCGGAGCCAAGUCAUUACAUCAGGAGAGUCUUAAGCUCAGGAAUUACAUACAAUCCCGACAACUACCGCCCGAGGAGGGCGAAAUCGAGGAGAAAGCUGCCAAAAUUCACAACUCUGUGUCGAGGAGGUAUUUCUCCAAAAUCAAGACGGAGUUGACUCAAGAAGAACUCGAGACCCACAACAAACAGGUACAAAGCUCAGUAUUCAACAUUUUAAAGAAAAAUGUGUACAGAUGGGGCAACAUCAUGUACGACCAGCCCACCAGUCUGCAGUAUCUGAUGGUUCGAGCCGCGCCCGAGUACGCAGUCCUCCUGAGAAUACUCGACGAAAUCAAAAGGAGGCUACCCGACUAUAAGCCGAGAAGUUUCUUCGACUUCGGCUCCGGCAUUGGAACGGGAACUUGGGCCGUAAAUAGUAUGUGGCCAAAGGAGAUUUACGAGUAUUUUACAGUGGACACUUCCACGCAUAUGAAUGACCUGGCUCGGCUGAUACUGUGUCAGGGGAGAGACAAUGUUGAGAUGCCAUUCAAAGCAUACUUUCAGAGACAGUUCCUUCCGGCCUCAGCGGAUAUAACAUACAGCAUUGUUUUAUCUGCUUUCACAUUAUUUGAAAUGCCUAAUAUGAAAAGCAGGCUAGAAACUAUACAAAAGCUUUGGAACAAAACAGAAGACUUUUUAAUCAUAGUAGAGGAGGGAAGUAAUGCCGGGUUCCAAAUAGUCAAUGAGGCGAGAGAAUUCGUCAUCAAUUCUGAACAAGGAGAUAAAGGUUAUGCGUUUGCUCCGUGUCCAAAUGAUGCAGUGUGUCCUCGUUACCUCGAGCAUAAAACACCCUGCAAUUUUCUGAUGAAGUUUGAGACCUUAAAUUUUCCUUCUAAAACAGAGGUGCAGGCUAAUUUAUUUUCGUAUGUCAUUUUAAGGAAAGGUGACCGACCAACAGAUGAUCCACAGUGGCCCAGAAUAGUACGAGCACCGAUUGUUAGGUCGGGCCACACAAUAUGUAGACUGUGCACAGCUCAGGGGGAGUUGAAGGAAAUUAUAUUCUCGAAAGGAAAACACGAUCAGACCACGUACCGGUGCGCUCGCUCUAGCAAUUGGGGAGACUUGUUACCAGUUAAAUAAAAUUCUAUCC
Molecule: messenger RNA, 1394 nt
Organism: Aricia agestis (brown argus)
Lineage: Eukaryota; Metazoa; Arthropoda; Insecta; Lepidoptera; Lycaenidae
Product: methyltransferase-like protein 17, mitochondrial
Exons: 1
Coding region: 68-1384 (438 amino acids)
Biological process (GO): translation
Cellular component (GO): mitochondrial small ribosomal subunit
Molecular function (GO): structural constituent of ribosome; methyltransferase activity
Source: RefSeq, a predicted model, not a curated record